This is a messenger RNA of Tachysurus vachellii, 985 nucleotides long. RefSeq names its product FSHD region gene 1 (gene frg1). The transcript has 9 exons. The coding region runs from base 90 to 863 and encodes 257 amino acids. NCBI's taxonomy places the organism in Eukaryota, Metazoa, Chordata, Actinopteri, Siluriformes, Bagridae. The record is from RefSeq and is a predicted model, not a curated record. Gene Ontology annotation, cellular component: striated muscle dense body; nucleolus; catalytic step 2 spliceosome. Gene Ontology annotation, molecular function: actin filament binding.
CUCGGUACCUUAUCGACCACCGUAGACCGGAAGUACUUUUCAGAUGCGUAGUAGAGUUGCUAGGUAGUUAGCACGGGAUUUACUGUAACAUGGCCGCGUAUUCCAGCGUAAAAUCAACCAAACUCGUGCUUAAAGGUCUAAAGAAUAAAGGCAAAAAGAAGAAGCACAAGGACAAGAAAAGAAAACGCGGUGAUGAGGAAGAGAAAGUGGACGUGGUCGGUGGCUGGUGGGUUGUGCGUAAUUUGGGUGAUAUCAGUGGCACGGUGGCGAUGGAGAUGCACAGCAGGUCGUACAUACACGCGUUAGAUACAGGACUGUUCACCAUCGGAGCUCCACAUACAGGAGAUGAUGAAGGUCCUGAUCCACCGGAGCAGUUCACCGCCGUCAAGCUCUCAGACUCCAGAAUAGCUCUGAAGUCCGGUUACGGUAAAUAUUUGGGGAUAAACUCGGACGGCGUCGUGAUCGGACGCUCGGACGCCAUCGGCUCCAGGGAGCAGUGGGAGCCGGUGUUCCAGGACGGUAAAAUGGCUCUGAUGGCAGCCAACAGUUGUUUUAUUUCGUACAGUGAGAGUGGAGACAUUAUGGCCAAAAGUAAAACAGCUGGUGAAGAAGAGAUGAUCAAGAUUCGCUCAUGUGCUGAGAGAGAAAUGAAGAGGAACGAUGACAUCGCAGACGAGGACCGAGGAAACGUCAAGAGCUGCGAGAUCAACUAUGUGAAGAAGUUCCAGAGCUUCCAGGACAGGAAGUUGAGGGUGAACGAGGAGGACAGCAACACGCUGAAGAAAGCCAGGACUGAAGGCAAAUUCCACGAGACUUUACUGGACAGAAGAGCCAAGAUGAAAGCUGAUCGAUACUGCAAGUGACACAGGAGCCACUUCUCUAUUACUCCUUUUUAUUAUUUUAGUUUACUCUUUUUUUUUUCUUGCUGUUAAUUUGUCCAGUCUGAUGUUAUAGUGUUGUGUAUUAAAUAUUUUAACUGACCAGA